Messenger RNA from Schistocerca serialis cubense, 3531 nucleotides. RefSeq lists its product as uncharacterized. The coding region runs from base 397 to 1164 and encodes 255 amino acids. Gene Ontology annotation, biological process: DNA integration. Gene Ontology annotation, molecular function: nucleic acid binding. Lineage: Eukaryota; Metazoa; Arthropoda; Insecta; Orthoptera; Acrididae. The transcript has 2 exons. The record is from RefSeq and is a predicted model, not a curated record.
UCUUUUAACUGUAACUCAUUUUGUUUCUAAUGUUCAACAAUACGAGGUACGUACAGAAAGUUUCAUAUGUAUGUUGAAAGUGUGAAUUAUAGUGUGCAUGAAAGUCAAAUACAUCAUUAACUGAUGAAAAGGAAAGUUUGUAUGUCUACUUUCACAAUUUAAGUCGACAGAAUGUUAGAAUGUGGCGACCUAUGUGAAAGGACCGAAAAAACAGGAAUUUUCAGUCAAAAAUGAGAAAAGCAGCUGUUGUGUGUUGCCAUAGCAACCAAACAUAAUAUGACAAGGGAUUUACUCUGAAAAUUGGAAUAUGCUCAAGUAUCUAAUGAAGCAAAAUUUGAAUGAAAAAUGGUGAAGACAUGAAAAAUUGACAAUGAUAAAACAGCACAGAAGAUUUAGAUGUAUUUGUCUAAGAAGAAAUGUGCAUCGAACACUUCAACCAAGAAGAUCCAGUGCGGGGAGUAUACAGCUCUCGCACACGUCACGGUGACGCAGACGCGGAAACCAAUGUACAUCCGAAACCGCCAGCACCAGCUGCUAUUCACCGGUGCUGACCUGCCUCCACAUCAGCUCACCUACACAAUGAGAAUUCUACGCUGGGAUUUUUGUGCUCACCAUGGUGUCAUGCAUGUCACGGCCCCUCCGUUCCAUCCACAGUCAAACGGUGAGGCUGAACGACUGGUCCGCACAUUUAAGUCUCAGAUGAGGAAACUCCUGGCUUCUUCUGCUGCUGAUGAUGAGCUUCCCCAAUUUCUGGCUUCUUACUAUUUCACCCCCAUGGGUGACCACAGCCCGGCUGAGCUCUUACAUGGCCGACAGCCCCGCAUGCUACUUCAUCUUCUGCGGCCUUCCACCUCAUGGCCGCGGGUCAUUCGCUUGGCCGGUUCACCGUCGGCGACCUUGUAUGGGUACAGGGAUAUGGCAGGCGGCCAAAAUGGAGUCCUGGCCGCAUCUUACGACACCAUGGCCGACGCCUGUAUGAAAUCUAGAUGGACACAGGUGUUGCAGUGCAUCAUUCGGACCGGCUUCGGCCUCGUGUGCCAGCAACGCCUGUUCCGGAUGCCACUACACCACCUUCGGCUCUACCUGAUGCUCGGGAUCCUGGAAUCUCUCAUUACUCACAACGCAGUCCUCUCACCAUCAUUUCGGUGCCAGCAGAAGAACUGACGCCAACAGAAGACGUGCCCAUGCAGGACCCAGAUGACCAUCAUCUGUCGGAGCAACUCUACUCGCCUCCUUCUCCUACGGACGCGGACACAUCACCCAUGUCUCCUGUUAUAACAACAGGACUUGCCGCAACAUGCAGAUUGGUGCAUGGGGCCCCAGCAGAUUCAACCCCCACGUCUCCUGUCAUCUCGUCCCGUUAUCAUCAGGGAUACUUCUGUCCGUACGGGAAGCCUCCUCCUCGAGACUUUACGGCCAGUCAAACAACACCUAUGGACGUUAUCAAUCUACAGGCCACCUCCAUCAAUCUACAGGCCACCUCCAUCAAGACCUGUGCAAAAACUUCAAAGGGGGGAAAAGUGUUGUGACUCACUGAUCUUUCAAAGUGCCGCAGUUAUGCGCAUCCUCUACAUGCGGCGCUGUCUGCCAGCCAUGCAGCAGCAGCGCCACCUAAGCGGCCAGCCAGCCAGCGGCCACUAGACUCCGACUAAGUUAUGAUUUGACUGUGAAAGUGUACACACAUCUUACUCUGUUUACUUGAUCUGUGACUUUCAUGUGUUGCAUCGUCCUUGAAAUAUAUUUGUUCAACUUGAAGUUAUAACACAACCACAUUUAUUUUUUCCUUUCUUACUUCUCAUCUUGAGGACGUGUCUACCUUUUCCCUCUUUCCAUAUUCAUAAACUUCUAUCACUGCAGUCCUUCCUUAUUUCCGUGGUUACUGAUAACAUACAUAUUAUCUCUAGAUAAGAAGGCCAAAGAAUCAGACUACACACACACAUCCACAUAUACACCAAUAUACACUUCUACGCGAGCAUUAAAUUAAUAAGACAAGGCCUGCCACAAUGUGAGAACUGCCAGGUGUUGUAGGGGAAAAGGUGUGUACACAGGGAAUUGUGCACACAUAUAUAGGGAGUUAUGAUGGUUCUACAUCGAAUAUACAUAAGUAGAGGUGCUCAUAUGUAAUGAACAACUAUAAAAUAGUAAUGAGUAAUGGAUAAAUAAGAAAAAGGCGUGGGCAAGGUCAGUGCAAUAAGAACUCUGAUGAAUUGAAGGAUAGAGGGAUGUAAGUAGUAUAUAUAGACAUAAUAUCUAUUGAAAGUAUAGAAGUUGAUAAGUAGAGGAGGACUCUAGAAUGUGAAUGAUAUAUUAAAGAAUGAAUGCAAAGUUUACAAUAGAUUUAUAGCUUUACCAGAAGAUAAUUAAUUAUUGUACACAUAGAAAUGUAUAUCAGGUUAGUGAACCAUGAGGCCUACUCAGAAAGGAUAAGGGGGGCGUACCUGGCAUUCACUAAGUGUAAAGGGCAGACGUACCUACGUGGAGAUAGGACAAUCUGUGGCCUAAAAAGUAGAAAUGUUUUGUAAGGGGCGUACCUGCCAGAAUGGAAAGAGGAAGUGCUCUCUUAAGGUCAACCCACAAGCAAAGAAUAGGUGCUGAUCCUAGCAGAAGGGGACAGAAUCAUGACAAAAGUCACAAAUUUUAUAGUAAUUAUUCUGGAAAGUGUAAAUUCUAUGAAUGGCUAGCAUCAUUAUGUUUCGUGGAAGUAAAUGAGUAUGAAAAUAACACUUUAAUCUCACCCAGAGUUCCUCUAAGCUACAACUAAUGAAAAUAGUAGAUACUAGGAAAAAAGUAGUACAAAAAGAUAAGAAUAGAAAAUAGGUAACUCGUGUCAUAAACACCUGAAGUUUUCAAUUGAAAAAAGGAAAUUAAAAAAAAGAAAGAGUCCUCACAAUUCCUAAAGAUUAGUAAAGCUGACUAAAACCACAAGUAAAUGGUCAUGUCUUAAUAACAAAGUAAAAUAAGAAAAGAAUAGAGAAACAAUAAGGGAAAGAUUGUUGUUAUGGAAAGAAGAGAUAUGUAUAUACACAUAUGCAAGACGUGUGUACUCUUAAGAUAUGAAAUGUUAUUAUGAGUGAUAUUAUUUGCGUAAUGAUUAUGUAUAAAAUAUCGCGUGUUCGAUCUGAGGGGAGGAUAUGUAGUGAUUCGAGAAUUUCUGUGUAAAUUCUAGAACCACUCAGCCUUCUACCAUCUCAAACACAUGAUAUUCUAGAUAUGAGUGUGGGGUAUUCGAAUCCUACCCACAGCGCAUCACGUUUGUGUGUGCAGGUUUAAAACCAGCCGCCGGAAGAAAGUAGAUGCGGUGGUUGAAUGGCACUGACAAAUACCUGUCGGGCAAUCCGUAGAGGUUUUAGUGCAUGUGUAAGGAAGAACCAUGGAAUCUAUAUGCAGCUUUAUGCUUACUGUGUCACUGACUAUUGUUAUGUGAAACAGGAACAGUUGAAAAAGUACUCUUGUAGACUCUUGACUCAGCCUUGUUAGAGGCAAGAUGUUUUUUUCAGUCUCUUUUUCUGGAAGUCAUGGUGUCUAAGCAGA